Rhodamnia argentea is the source of this 345-nucleotide messenger RNA. RefSeq names its product CLAVATA3/ESR (CLE)-related protein 27. The transcript has a single exon. The record is from RefSeq and is a predicted model, not a curated record. The coding region runs from base 1 to 345 and encodes 114 amino acids. NCBI's taxonomy places the organism in Eukaryota, Viridiplantae, Streptophyta, Magnoliopsida, Myrtales, Myrtaceae.
AUGCCUCCUCCCGUUCGCACCAAGAGACGAACGACGCUCGCUUCUCUGGUGCUGCUUCAGCUGGCGAUCCUUCUCCUGCUCCAAGGAGCAUGUGUACUUCGCGAUUGCAGAGCCGAUGCCAUACGGUUGACGCCAGGAAGAGUCGGCGGCGGGGGCGGCUUGAUCGUGAGGGAGAAGAUGAUGACGAGCCAAUCGCAAGUGGUGGCCUCGCACAAGAAGACUAAGCAAGAGUUGUUGCACAAGUACUUCGAUGGAAGACCCGACACGACUCCUACUGACUCAUCGUCGGUUCUUGGAGGAAGCAAGAGAACAGUGCCCAGUUGCCCAGAUCCUCUCCACAAUUGA